AUGAACUCCAAGAUUACUCUUUUCACCAUCUUCCUUGUCGCCCUUCUUCUUCUCGCUCCAAGUGAGGCAAGACGCUCCGCCCCUACAGUGGCUCCAGCCAAGCACUAUGAUCAAGACGUUGCCGGACUAGGCUUGUACGGUCGAGGAUUCCCACAUGCCUGGGGAGUUGACAAGUCGUCUACCACCACCAAGAACCACAAUGCUGUUCAACAUGUCGUCAAGAAGAAGAACAAGAAGGUCCAACGCCGCUCAGGAAAGAACGAAGAGAUGUAA
This is a messenger RNA of Cylindrotheca closterium, 273 nucleotides long. The record is from the annotation of a GenBank genome assembly. NCBI's taxonomy places the organism in Eukaryota, Bacillariophyta, Bacillariophyceae, Bacillariales, Bacillariaceae.